This is a messenger RNA of Haemonchus placei, 408 nucleotides long. NCBI's taxonomy places the organism in Eukaryota, Metazoa, Nematoda, Chromadorea, Rhabditida, Trichostrongylidae. The record is from the annotation of a GenBank genome assembly.
AUGCUUGCUGAGCUCAAUAAAGCAGGAAAGAAGGUAGAGCUGUGGAUCAACCAAACAAAGAAACAGUUCAUGAAGAAUGUUUGGGCCAGCAAAGGUCAAAUUAAGAUAGAUGGUAACCUCGUCCUACGUGUAGGGGAAAACUACGACAUGAGGGGAAAACUGGGAUUUUUGGAUUCUCUGGACUCCUUGCAUUAUUUUAUCGAUCACGUGGUAUACCAGACUAAGCUGCGUGGACCAUCGUUUCGGUGCGAGCCUCAACCGGAUGGAACUCUGCUUCUGCAUUACUACUCGAAGAGGAGCGGUCUCUAUCCUAUUGUCAAAGGUGUGGUCCGCGAAGUUGCGCGCCGUAUUUACGACACAGAAGUUGUCAUGAAAGUACAGGAGAGGAAGCAGGAACAUCUAGGUUAG